GCUACUUGAAAUUCGCGAUAUUUCAUAGUAAAUUGGUUAGUGCAUCUGUGAUCAACUACGUUACGAAAAUGAGCGCCGCUAAAAUUAUAAUCACACUAGCAAUCAUUGGCGUUUGUUGCAUUUCGUUUGCAACUUCUAUAAAAUGCUUUACUUGCACAACUUCCAAGGAUUGUAAGAAGCCCAGCAAACUGGAAUGCAACCAAACAUUGGCCAACCAGACCAGAGAUUAUCUAAAGUUAUACUAUACGGGCGUGCCAAAUGUUACCAGCAAUAGCUUCGAGUGUAUGCGCGAUUGGCUGAAGACGCCAACCAACGAAAUGAUGCAUAAGGGUUGCAUUUUUAGUAAUUUCCAGAGUUGUGGUUACACUGUAAAUUCAUACUUCGCUGCAGCCCACGAUCGCUCGUGCAAACAGUGCAACACUGAGGGCUGUAAUCCCGCUGAUCGUGCCAUCGGCAGCCUGAAGGUAGUUGUGUAUGCUAUUAUUGUGACGGCAUUGGCCAAAUGUGGUGCUUGGCGUAAUUAA
Rhagoletis pomonella (apple maggot) is the source of this 524-nucleotide messenger RNA. RefSeq lists its product as uncharacterized. The record is from RefSeq and is a predicted model, not a curated record. The transcript has 3 exons. The coding region runs from base 69 to 524 and encodes 151 amino acids. NCBI's taxonomy places the organism in Eukaryota, Metazoa, Arthropoda, Insecta, Diptera, Tephritidae.